Amphimedon queenslandica is the source of this 562-nucleotide messenger RNA. RefSeq names its product centrosomal protein of 97 kDa-like. Gene Ontology annotation, cellular component: U2 snRNP. Gene Ontology annotation, molecular function: U2 snRNA binding; protein binding. Lineage: Eukaryota; Metazoa; Porifera; Demospongiae; Haplosclerida; Niphatidae. The annotation marks the transcript as partial. The record is from RefSeq and is a predicted model, not a curated record. Gene Ontology annotation, biological process: mRNA splicing, via spliceosome. The transcript has 8 exons.
CUAUUGUGUAGGCGGAAUAGACUCUUUGAUGUCAGUGGAGUCCCUCGUAAAAUAGUAAUGAUCAAUUUUCAGAAUAAUAGCAUUGUCAAUUUGCAUGGUUUCCAUGGUCUUGUAUCGCUUCAGUGGCUUUGUUUAGCUGGAAACAGCAUUAAGGAUGCUAAUGUCUUAAAUUCCUGUACUUCUCUCACUCAUAUUGAUCUUUCUGAUAACUUCAUCAAAAAACUACCCGUGUUAACUAACCUUACCUCACUAAAGACUUUGCUUCUCCAUGGCAAUGGGUUAAAAUCACUUGCUAAAACACGUGUAUCUCUUCCUUCUUUAUCCUUACAUACAUUGACACUGGCUGAGAAUGGGAUAGUUGAUCUUAAUGAAUUUGUUGCUCUUCAGUGUCUCAAGUCAUUGGAGCAGUUGUCUGUGAUGGGUAAUGCAUCAACUAUUGAUGCAUCAGUUAAAAAUUUUGAUUUUGCUUGUCGCUGUUUCAUUCUCUACUGGUCUCCUCAACUGGAUGUACUUGAUGGAUCUCCUAUCACUGAGAAAGAAAGGUGUGGAGAAUAUGAUGAGA